UUUGGCCCUGCACCAAAAAAUAACCUUAGCUUCUUUCUCUUCCACUUGCGCAGCGUUUUUUUAUAAUCUUAAUUAUUUCGAUAACAUCUAGUUAAUUAAUCUUUUAAACUCCAACAGUACUUCACAUAAGAAGAAGAGAUGAAGAAACGCCAAGUGGUUCUGAAGAGAGACGAUCAGUUUUCUAGCAACUUUGCCAAUUCUUCAUUUGCUGUAAGAAGAGUGAGGUAUGGGGAGUGCCAAAAGAAUCACGCGGCCAAUGUGGGAGGAUACGCCGUAGACGGGUGCAGGGAAUUCAUGCCUUGUGGGGAGGAGGGGAGCAACGGGGCCCUCACCUGCGCCGCCUGUGGUUGCCACCGGAACUUCCACCGCAGGGAGGAGGAGGCGGAGGUGGUCUGCGACGGCUCCUCCCCUACUACAUAAGAGUAUGCAGCUCUUGUGGAAUUUCCUUUACUUGAUAUUGCAUGCGAAUCCGGACAUGUAUGAUCAUUACAGCAGCGACCUAACCAAUUCAAAACAACAAAAAACAGUCGUACAAGGAAAUUAAGGGGGAAGGACACAUCUUUAUUGAUAAUCUCUUGUUCAAGAAGGAAUUCUUUGACCGUCGCACUGUGAAUUGUUCAAAGACAGAAUAAGUAUCUACGAAUUACGUUUGGCAUAUGUUUCUAAUUCCGAUGACAAUGUGGAUGUAGUUUUGCAGCUGGAAUUAAUGAUAUUGAUCAUGUUGGUUCUA
Messenger RNA from Sesamum indicum (sesame), 730 nucleotides. RefSeq names its product mini zinc finger protein 2. Gene Ontology annotation, molecular function: transcription cis-regulatory region binding; DNA-binding transcription factor activity. The record is from RefSeq and is a predicted model, not a curated record. Gene Ontology annotation, cellular component: nucleus. Gene Ontology annotation, biological process: regulation of DNA-templated transcription; regulation of developmental process. NCBI's taxonomy places the organism in Eukaryota, Viridiplantae, Streptophyta, Magnoliopsida, Lamiales, Pedaliaceae.